Molecule: messenger RNA, 2052 nt
Organism: Neoarius graeffei (lesser salmon catfish)
Lineage: Eukaryota; Metazoa; Chordata; Actinopteri; Siluriformes; Ariidae
Gene: b3glcta
Product: beta 3-glucosyltransferase a
Exons: 17
Coding region: 1-1683 (560 amino acids)
Cellular component (GO): membrane
Molecular function (GO): acetylglucosaminyltransferase activity
Source: RefSeq, a predicted model, not a curated record
AUGGCUCCAAUGAAUAUUUUUUCGUCCUUCUUCAUUAAGAGCUUUAUCCUGGUCAGAGGUGCAGUGGAUCUAGAGCCUAUCCCAGGAAUGCUGUGUGCAAGGAAGCGCGUGUGCAGAAUCACCCUGGCGUUGAAUCCCGACUCUGAUCUCGGAGUGAAGGCAGUUUCCCGGGGAUCUGUCAGGGUGAGCGCACUGGCUGGAAUGAUGGCUGGUUUCGGGUGCAGAGCAGCAGCGGUUCUCCUCCCCUCCCUCGUGGCCUUCAUCGCUGCAAGCAAAGAUGCUAAAGUCUCAGAGGUCCGAGAGACUGACAGACUUCCCCAUGAAAGACAGCUCGACCUGAGGGAAGUAGUGUUUGUCAUCCAGAGCCAGAGGAAUUCCUUCCACGCUCAGCGAGCACAAAGACUCCGAGCAGAUCUGCUUUCACAGGCUGAAGCGCUCCAAGAGAGCCUUCCAGUUAUCCUGCUUCUUCACACACUGUCUGAAAAUGAGGGAGACUGGAGCAUUCUUCCCCUGCUGCCUUAUUUUUCCUCUCACUUUGGCAAAAACUCCUCGUGGAUUAUGUUUCUUGAAGAGGAAACGAACAUAAAAUUGGAGAAACUUCACAGCGUCCUCAAAAAGUUUGAGCACAGCAAAGAGUGGUUCCUUGGCAAGCCACUUCAUGAUGAUGAAUCCACCAUCAUCCACCAUUAUGCCUUUGCUGAGAAUCCGUCUGCCUUCAAGUACCCAGACUUCAGUGCAGGAUGGGCUCUGAGCAUGCCUCUUGUCAACAGGCUUUCCAAUAAAUUACAAGAACAGCCUCUGAAAUCGGACUUCACCAUCGACCUCAAACAUGAGGUGGCGCUGUAUAUCUGGGAUGAAGGUACAGGGCCUCGUCUGACAGCUGUUCCUGAGCUGUGUACGUUGCCAGAGCAUUCAGCUCAAGCCCAGCGCUGUGCCACUACUGUUAACACACACUCACCGCUGUGUAGUGGGCCUGUUAAAAAGGAGGACAUAUUUGUGGCAGUGAAAACGUGCAAGAAGUUCCACACCGAAAGAAUCCCUGUGGUGAAGAAGACAUGGGAGAAACAAGCUUCACAUCUGGAGUACUACAGUGAUCAUGCUGAUCCUUCAGUCCCAACCAUUGACCUUGGUGUCCCCAACACAGACAGAGGUCAUUGUGGGAAAACCUUUGCCAUCCUGAAGAGAUACAUAAGCAGUGCUGUUCCAAAAACCAACUGGUUACUCAUCGUUGAUGACGACACACUUAUUAGCUUGCCCAGGCUACAAGCGCUGCUUAGUUGUUAUGAUCCCACAGAGCCAGUGUUCCUCGGGGAGCGCUAUGGUUACGGGCUUAGCCAAGGAGGAUACAGUUAUAUCACAGGAGGAGGAGGGAUGGUGUUCAGUAGGGAGGCUGUACUCAGGCUUUUGGCCAGCGGCUGUAAAUGCUACAGUAACGAUGCUCCUGAUGACAUGGUAUUGGGGAUGUGUUUCAACUCUAUGCGACUUCCUGUCACACACAGCCCACUGUUUCACCAGGCACGGCCAGAGGAUUAUGCCAGAGCCUUUCUAGCCCAUCAGACUCCUAUUUCUUUCCACAAACAUUGGAACAUUGACCCAGUUGCAGUUUUUCACAAGUGGCUUAUUGAUGAUGUGCAUGGCUCCAGGACAGAGCAGCUCAGAAAAGCUUCAAAAGAAGAGUUAUAGCGAAUGGACUCUUUUGUUGAGACAGAGAUGUGGACAGGAUGUCCCAGAGACUUGUGGACCUGCUUGGAUGCCUUUCUAUCUUGUUCCAGCUUUUCUUAAAACGGCUUGAUUGGAAAAUUCAGGAUUUGCCAGGCCAGUCCAUUGCAGACAGCAUUGCCUCCUCCCUUCUUCCUCUUCAGAUAUCUCUUACACAUCUUUGAGGUGUGUGCGGAGUCGUCAAGAGUCACUGAGAAUUAAAAAAAAAAAAAAAAAAAGAACUCCGAAAUGUAAAAACGCAAGGUGUUUUCAAACUUUGGACAGGAAAUGUAUGCAAGAUAUUUAUAAUAUUGUUGGUCAUUAAUAUUAUUUGCCAAAAAGAUGUUUAGAUAU